GUCUAGCGUAAACGAACGGCCGAGAAACGCGCGCGUACUUUUAAAACUUACAAACUAAUAAGUUUUGUUUAUUUUGAUUGUUGAGUGUACAAUAAGUGUUUGUAUUAGUGCAGUAUAAUUAAAAUAUAUCUACAAAAUAUACAUCCAUAAAUUUGUUUCAAUUUUAAGAUGGUGGCAGAUACGAGUAGAGACGCCGAGAAGACCGACGGGGAGCUCGCAGAUCAGUAUGGAUACAAAAAGGAUUUCCGAACAGCACUCCCGCAGUUCCUAGCCGUUAGCGUCAAGAACUUGUUAUUACUUGGUUAUGGCAUGACACUCGGUUUUCCGACAAUUCUCAUACCUGCAGUGAGCCAACCAGUAGAAGAAGAAGAAUUAAGUCUACACCCGUCACAAGUAGCUUGGAUUAGUUCAAUCAACUUAAUAGUGGUCCCAGUGGGCUGCGCAUUGUCCGGCGUAGUGACCGCUCCGAUGGGCCGGCGGCGCGCGAUGCAGUUCGUGAACCUACCCUUCUUUGUGGCUUGGCUCAUGUUCCAUUUUUCCACCACUCCAGGGCAUUUAUAUGGAGCUCUGUUCCUCACUGGGUUGGCGGGAGGACUUCUUGAAGCUCCGGUGUUAACAUACGUGGCUGAGAUAACACAGCCGCACCUCCGGGGAGCGUUCACCGCCACCAGCUCGAUGUGCAUUAUCAUUGGCGUGUUCACGCAGUUCCUCUUCGGCCUGCUUAUGUACUGGCGCACCGUGGCACUGGUUAACAUCAUAUUUACGAUCCUUGCGGUGAUCGCCCUGUUCUUCGUUCCCGAGUCUCCGCACUGGCUUGUAUCGCGGAAACGAUACGAUGAAGCGAAGUCGAGCCUCCAAUGGCUUCGUGGAUGGACUCACUCCAGUGCCGUAGAGAAAGAACUACGAGACAUCCAGGCAUUAUAUAAAAACAAAAAAGUGCAAUCAGAGGACUCGAAUGAAACUAUUAGAGAAAAAAUAUCGUAUUACCUGGAGAGAACAUUUUUGUUUCCAUUCUUUCUAGUUAGUUACUGCUUCUUCAUUGGGCAUUUCAGCGGCAUGACUACGUUACAGACAUACGCGGUGUCCAUAUUCCAGAUGUUAGAAGCUCCGAUAGACAAGUACUACGCCACGUUGAUCCUGGGCAUCGUGCAGAUAUUGGGUUCUGGCGCGUGCGUAGCGCUGGUGCACUACACGGGGAAACGUCCCUUGGCGGUAUUCUCCACGGCGGGUGCGGGGACCUGUUGCCUACUCGUAGCGGCAUACGACGGCUACAUACAAACGAAAAGUAUAAUUUCGGGCUACUCGUGGAUUCCCACAAGCCUCCUUUUGAUGCUGGCCUUCAUCACACACACGGGGAUCAGGUUACUGCCUUGGAUUCUUAUUGGUGAGGUAUUUAGCGCAAAGACGCGAUCAGGAGGCGCCGGCCUCGCCAGUGGCGUCGGCUACAUCUUCGGCUUUCUAACCAACAGGUUGUAUGUUGCCUUAUUGGACAACAUAUCAAUUCGUGGCACGUAUGGCCUCUAUGGUGCAGUAACCUUAACUGGGUGUUUGGUGUUGUAUUUUAUUCUGCCGGAAACUGAAGGAAAAGAGUUGGGUGAUAUAGAAAAUCACUUCGCAGGAAUUAAGAAGCUUGGCAACGAGGUGUAUAAACCUCCGAAAAAAACGAAGGAAGUGUCAAUGUCUCAUCUCAAAGGUGCCAGCAAUCCAACGUUUGAGGGCGAUGAUACGCAUAUGUAGGUCAUAAUAAUUGUA
This is a messenger RNA of Cydia strobilella, 1752 nucleotides long. Its product is annotated as facilitated trehalose transporter Tret1-like. The transcript is spliced from 13 exons. Lineage: Eukaryota; Metazoa; Arthropoda; Insecta; Lepidoptera; Tortricidae. Gene Ontology annotation, biological process: transmembrane transport. Gene Ontology annotation, molecular function: transmembrane transporter activity. The record is from RefSeq and is a predicted model, not a curated record. The coding region runs from base 169 to 1737 and encodes 522 amino acids. Gene Ontology annotation, cellular component: membrane.